AUGGAUGAAUAUAUUUUUGAGGCAGAAUUCGCAGACGAGUUAGAGGCAUUAGCUGAUUUUGAAGAUGAUUAUCCAGAGAACACAAGUUAUUGUAAGUCUAAAAAAGCAUUAAAUUUUGAAACACCUAAGUCAAAAAACUCUCAUGCAAAGGAAAAUGGUAUUAAAUCAAAGGAAAAUGAUUUUAAUGACAGCUUGUUAGAACCAUUAGUUAGUCCUGAAUGUAUACCUAAUGGUUCACUAUUGCGGUCAAAGGGAGAUAAAUCCAAUAAAAGAUGUCGUGUUGAAGAAUUUGAAGAUUUUUCUGGGGAUAGUGAGGAUGAAGAUAUAAGCUGUUCCAAAAUAGAUACUGAACCUGAAAUAGAACCACUCAGCAAGAGACAAAGACUGCAUGAUCUCACUCCACAGAAACCUUUGUCUGUUUCUAAGUCAUCUUCUGGUAAAAAACAGCAAGAAAAAGAUACAGAAGAUGACAAUGUUUUUGAUCCAGAGUUUUUAAAGGCAACAGCAAUAGCUGAUGAUAUUAUUAAAAGAAGGAAUCAGACAAAAACAUUUACAAAAUCCACAGAAAUUGUAUCUGAAAUCUCAAAUGUAAAAAGACUGUUAUCUGUAAGACCAAGUGGUAAUUUUUUUAAUGUAACUAAUACUAAUGGUAAUAGAUUUUAUGUUAAAAUAAAAGAUGAAGACAAGUUUGAAAGAGAAAUACAAGAUGUAUGUAGAAAUAAAAGGAUAACAGGAUUAUUAAGUGUACCAUACUCUGUAUUAAAACAUCAAGUAGAACAAGAGAGACAAAACAAGAUCAUUGAAGAAGCUAGAAAAAUAACUGAUGAAAUAAAUAGAGAAAUAGAUAAUGAUUUGGGUUUAGAUUUUGAUAAUGUACCCGAGACAUUAACAGAACCUCAGAAAUAUUUAUGGGUAGAGAAAUAUGCCCCCAGAAGAUAUACUGAAUUACUUAGUGAAGAGGCUAUAAAUCGUACUCUUCUACAUUGGAUCAAACUGUGGGAUCAUGUGGUUUUUGGUAAAGAAUUACCCAGUAAACAUGUUAAGGAUAAAAAGAAACAGAAAGAAGUUAAAAAAUGGAAAAAAUUACCAGAAUUAACAGAUGAAUUAGAUAAAUUUAAUCGACCACUCUAUAAGGUGGUGUUAUUAUGUGGACCUCCUGGGUUAGGGAAGACAACUCUAGCUCAGAUUGUAGCAUCACAUGCCGGUUAUAAUGUUGUAGAAAUGAAUGCUAGUGAUGACAGAAGUGCUGAAGUAUUUAAAAAUAAAGUUGAAGCUGCCACUCAAAUGAAGUCUGUAAUUGAAGCAGAUCCUAGACCUAAUUGUUUAGUUAUUGACGAGAUUGAUGGUGCUCCACAGCCAGCUAUUAAUAUAUUACUGAACCUUAUUAAAAGAACUGAUGUACCAUUACUGGGGAAGAAAAAGAAGGAAGAAGGAGAUGUUUUAUUACGUCCUAUUAUCUGUAUCUGUAAUGACCAAUAUGUAACAUCUUUACGCCAGUUAAGACAACUGGCCUUGAUAUUGAGUUUUCCUCAGACAGAAUCAACAAGACUAGCUUCUAGAUUGUAUGAGGUUAUAAGACAUGAACAUAUAAAAGGUGAUAUGAACGCCCUUUUGGCUCUGUGUGAACGAACAGAUAAUGAUAUAAGAUCUUGUUUAAAUACUUUACAAUUUGUACGACAGAAUCGUAAAGAAUUAACAGUUCAAUCAAUACAAGGUAUGAGUAUAGGACAGAAAGAUGCACAUAGAAGUUUAUUUGCUACCUGGUAUGAGAUCUUCACUAUGCCAAGAGCCAAACAAAAUAGGUUUAUGAAUGUAAGAGAUAUGAGUGAGAGUGAUAAGAAGAAGACUGUUAAUUCUACUACACCUGGUGUCAGGUUUCAGAAUAUACUAAUGGUAGCUCAAGCAGCAGGUGAAUAUGAUAAAAUAAGACAAGGUUUAUUUGAAAAUUAUUUGGAAGCCAAAUCAAAGGAUCCUCAUUUAUUAGCAUUAAAUUUAGCAAAUGAAUGGAUAGGAUUUACAGACUUAAUACAGAAAUAUACCAAUCAUAGUCAAGAUUACUCAGUAAUGAAAUAUGUUCCUUUUCUACCAGUUACAUUCCAUUUACUGUAUGCUUCUUAUAAUCCACCUAGAAUUCAGUAUCCACAUACACAAUUUGAGAUAAAAACAAAGGAGACCAAGUCAAUAAAUCUUAUAGAAUCUAUGAUGGCUGAUAUGUUACCCAGUGUUAGAAGAUUUGUUAAUCAACCUGCUAUGGUGAUGGAUGUCAUACCUCCUUUAUUAGAUAUAAUGCAACCUUCACUCAGACCAGUAAAUACCCAGUUGUACAGUCAAAGAGAAAAGGAUGAAAUGUCUAAUUUGAUACGUAUUAUGAUAGCAUAUAAUAUGACUUAUAGACAAGAGAAACAAGAAGAUGGACAGUAUAAUUAUACUAUAGAACCGAAAAUAGAUGAAAUAGUCAAAUUUCCAGGAAUGAAACAACACAGACAGUUAACUUACGCAGCCAAACAGUUGAUUGCCAGAGAGAUUGAUUUAGAGAAAAUGAGAAGAUAUGAAGCCAGAUUUACUGCUAUAGAUAGCAGUGAAAAGACAUCUGGUGUUACUUCCAGGCAUAUAACAGGGGAGAAAAAUAAUGAUAAUACAUCAUCAGGUCCUUCUGUUCCAAAUCAUUUACAAACUCUUCAAGCCAAACCAUUACAAGACAAACGGGCUGUGAAUUUCUUCAGUAAUUUUACAAGAAUUAAAAGAGAAGUCAGGCCAGAAAAAUUACAGGAGGAAAGAGAGGAAAAGAAGAGUGAAAUUUUAGCUACCGAUAUUUGGUUUCAUUUUAAAGAAGGUUUUUCUAAUGCUGUGAGGAGAAAUGUAAAGAUUCAGGAUUUAUUAUGAUCAUAAACAAUAAUACACUUUAUAUAUAUAUAUAUCUUGAUAUUCUUUUAUAUACCACCAGUGUCUCUGUGAGAUGGAUUACUGUGGGCUGUAAAUGGGUGAAAUAGGAUAUCUCUCAGUGGCCUACUUUUUUCAUAAGAAGUAUAAGUGAACUACUGUUAGAUAAUGAAUCCAAGAAUUUGUCCCAAAAAUGUAAUGUAAAAAAAUAAACUGAAGAAUAUU
This is a messenger RNA of Lottia gigantea (owl limpet), 3105 nucleotides long. RefSeq lists its product as hypothetical. Gene Ontology annotation, molecular function: ATP hydrolysis activity; ATP binding. The record is from RefSeq and is a predicted model, not a curated record. The coding region runs from base 1 to 2883 and encodes 960 amino acids. NCBI's taxonomy places the organism in Eukaryota, Metazoa, Mollusca, Gastropoda, Lottiidae. The transcript is spliced from 24 exons.